UUGGCUGGGGCGCGCAGGCGGGGAGGAGCCGACCGCGGGGCCGGGAGUGCGGCGGCGGCGGCAGCAGCAUGGGUCCUCGCCCGCGGCUUCGCUGAACCUCACUGGCCUGGGCUGCCCGCGGCGCCCGCAGCGGUGGCGUCAUGAAGGGGGCCCUGGGGAGCCCGGUAGCCGCCGCGGGCGCCGCGAUGCAGGAGACGUUCGGCUGCGUCGUGGCCAACCGCUUCCAUCAGCUGCUGGACGACGAGUCGGACCCGUUCGACAUCCUGCGGGAGGCCGAGCACCGGCGCCAGCAGCAGCUGCAGCGCAAGCGUCGCGAUGAGGCGGCGGCGGCCAGCGGGGCUGGGCACCGUGGCGGCAGGAGCCCUGCCGUGGCCUCAGGACACAGGCCCGGCGCGGCCGGCCGCAGGGAGUCGCAGAAGGAGCGCAAGAGCCUCGCGGUGUCCAGCGCACAGCAGCCAGACAGCCCCGGGGGCCCUCAGCCGCCAGGCCAGAAGCGGACUCCUAGAAGAGGGGAGCAGCAAGGAUGGAAUGACAACAGGGGGACAGACGUGGUGCUUGAUAGAGCAGAGCGAAGGUCCUACAGGGAAUACCGGCCCUACGACACUGAGAGACAGGCCGAGUCGACAGCGGAGAAGUUUACUGACGAAAAAGCAAACAGAAUGGAGGACAGUAUGGGUGGCUGUGGCGUUCGCACCUGGGGAUCAGGUAAAGACACUAGUGACACAGAGCCACCUGCACCCAUGGAAGAGACCUCGAUGAUGGAGGAGUGCCAGGGCGUCCUGGACGAGGAGUCUGCAUCCAAAGUCCCUGAGUUGGAGGUGGAAGAGGAAAAUCAAGUCCAAGAGAUGACCUUAGAUGAGUGGAAAAACCUUCAAGAACAAACCAGACCAAAGCCUGAGUUCAAUAUCCGGAAGCCAGAGUCCACAGUUCCUUCCAAGGCAGUGGUGAUUCACAAGUCCAGAUACAGAGAUGAUAUUGUGAAGGAUGACUAUGAGGAUGAGUCUCACGUCUUCCGGAAAGCUGCCAAUGAUAUCACCUCCCAGCUGGAGAUUAACUUUGGUAACCUCCCUCGCCCUGGACGGGGAGCCAGAGGCAGCACCCGGGGAGGCCGAGGAAGAAUCAGAAGAACGGAGAACUAUGGCCCCCGAGCAGAAGUGGUGACCCAAGAUGUUGCUCCCAACCCGGAUGACCCUGAGGACUUCCCCGCCCUGGCCUAACAGCCACUCCCCUGCAGCAGAGCAGCACUAUGAAGAGACUUUCCUUGCCGCGAGAAGAGUCAGACUCUAAGAACAAUAGAUGUUGCUUUUCCCGUGUCGUGUGAAAUUGUUGCACUUUUUUGCUCUGUGGGAUAUGGAGUUCCCAUGAGGUCAGGCCCUUUCCCCAGAUGGAGACUUUUGUAAGGAAUUGUAAGGAAUAAUGUUUAAAAUGUGUACAUAGAUUCUAACAGUUCCAGCACAGUUAAACCUAGCACUUGGGAGGCCAGCCUGGUCUACAGAGUGAGUCGUCCUUUAGGACACGUGGAGACAGGAGAACCACUCCCUACUGUGUUUUCAUACCAUUCGAUGGCUAUUGCUCAUUUCUGAGAAAAUGCCUGAGUUGUGGUUUAGACAUUGUACACCAGGGUCAACCCCUGAAGCAGAUUUAAACUACCUCGUGGUCUGUGUGUGCAUAGGAGUUCAGGGGGUUGUUGAGUAUAAUCAUGUUAUAACUCAGCUCAGCUUUGUACACUAACUGUGAACAUGGGCUGGUCCCUCCCAGCCCGCUCAAUCACCCCAAAUAGCUCGGGGAAAAUUCAUUGUAUGUAGGAGGGACCAGAGAUUAGCAAGGGAGGUUUGCUUGUUGUGCUUGCAAUGGAACCUUGCUCCCAAGACCUGUGCUCUCCCAACUUGGCCAAAGUCUGAGAUGGUGCUGAACUGGAAGGUUACUAUUGUACUCCCCUCUGCACUUUGUAAACUGAAUCUUGGGGUGAAGGAUGCUUGCUUGGGGUGACCACCUGCUUCUGAUCCCAUGUUUAUUAAAUGAAUGAGUACAAAGGUA
Molecule: messenger RNA, 2037 nt
Organism: Rattus norvegicus (Norway rat)
Lineage: Eukaryota; Metazoa; Chordata; Mammalia; Rodentia; Muridae
Gene: Habp4
Product: hyaluronan binding protein 4
Biological process (GO): PML body organization; positive regulation of RNA splicing; positive regulation of translational initiation
Cellular component (GO): Gemini of Cajal bodies; cytoplasmic stress granule; nucleus
Molecular function (GO): RNA binding; SUMO binding
Source: RefSeq, a predicted model, not a curated record